Messenger RNA from Pseudonaja textilis, 919 nucleotides. The record is from RefSeq and is a predicted model, not a curated record. NCBI's taxonomy places the organism in Eukaryota, Metazoa, Chordata, Lepidosauria, Squamata, Elapidae.
AGAUGGCCAGUUUCACAGUCUCGGUGAAGCAUUGCCAAACCCCGGUCUCAACUCAGUUACUGUUAUAAUCACGAUUUUUGUUUUAGAUCCAGCUGUGAAAGCAGAAGUUACAAGAAUGAAGGAUCAGCUACAGAGUUAUUCCUCGCAAGUAAUAGGGAGAACAAUUGUUUACCUAAAUGGUACGACUCAUGCUUGCCGUUUUCAUGAGUGCAACUUGGGAAAUUUAAUUUGUGACGCUGUGGUUUACAAUAACUUAGGACACCCAGAUGAUAGUGAGUGGAAUCAUGUUUCCAUGUGCAUUGUAAAUGGUGGUGGAAUACGGUCACCUAUUGAUGAACAAGCCAAUAACGGCAUUAUUACCUUGGAGGAACUGACAGCAGUUUUGCCAUUUGGAGGAACUUUUGACUUGCUGCAGAUCAAAGGUUCUACUCUAAGACAAGCAUUUGAGCACAGUGUUCAUCGACACGGCGAAGGCAAUGGGGAAUUGCUACAGGUCUCAGGCAUAAAAGUGGUGUAUGAUCUCUCCCAAAAGCCAGGGGAAAGGGUGGUCAGCUUAAAUGUUCUUUGCACAGAGUGCAGAGUACCAGCUUACGUGCCGCUUGAGAUGGAAAAGACCUAUAAAGUGCUUUUACCUUCUUUCCUUGCUGCUGGCGGUGAUGGAUACUACAUGCUAAAGGGGGACUCAAGUAACCACAGCAGUGGUAAUCUUGAUAUUUCCAUUGUCGGUGACUACAUCAAAAGAAUGGGAAAGGUUUUUCCAGCAAUGGAAGGUCGCAUAAUGUUUUCGGCUGGGACUUUGUUCCAAGCACAUCAUUCUUGACCUGGGGAUUAUGCAUUUCACUUUUAUAUUUCAUUCUUUAAUUUCAAACAUAUUUCAGACUCUUUGGUCAACAUUUAGUUCAUGCACUCUCGGAAGCCA